This is a messenger RNA of Knipowitschia caucasica, 435 nucleotides long. Lineage: Eukaryota; Metazoa; Chordata; Actinopteri; Gobiiformes; Gobiidae. The record is from the annotation of a GenBank genome assembly.
AUGGGGGUAGGAGGGGGGGGGGGGGGGGGGGGGGGGGGGGGGGGGUGGGGGGGGGGGGGGGGGGGGGGGGGGGGGGGGGGGGUGGGGGGGGGGGGGGGGGGGGUGGGGGGGGGGGGGGGGGGGGGGGGAGGGGGGCAGGGGUGGGGGUGGGGGGGGGGGGGGGGGGGGGGGGGGGCGGGUGAUGGUUGGGGGGGGGGGGGGGCGGUGGGAGGGGUGGGGUAUAGGGUCGGGGAGCGGGGGGGGGGGGUGGGGGGGGGGGGGGGGGGGGGUAGGGGGGCUAGGGGGUUGGGGGGGGUGGGGGGGGAGGGGGAGGGGGGGGGGGUGGGGGGGGGGGCCAAAAGGGGUCUUGGGUUUUUAGGUGUUGCCAGAAGGCAGGUGUGGUGGAGGGGGGUGGGGGGGGGUGUGGGGGGGGGAGGCCAACUGGGUGGGAGGUAG